This is a messenger RNA of Lycium barbarum (goji berry), 3059 nucleotides long. RefSeq names its product scarecrow-like protein 9. The transcript is spliced from 2 exons. Gene Ontology annotation, molecular function: sequence-specific DNA binding; DNA-binding transcription factor activity. NCBI's taxonomy places the organism in Eukaryota, Viridiplantae, Streptophyta, Magnoliopsida, Solanales, Solanaceae. Gene Ontology annotation, biological process: regulation of DNA-templated transcription. The record is from RefSeq and is a predicted model, not a curated record. Gene Ontology annotation, cellular component: nucleus. The coding region runs from base 224 to 2821 and encodes 865 amino acids.
UCAACCCCAAAAUACUAUUUACAAAAACUAUUUCAAACACAAUUUCAACUCUAACUCAAAAAUUUCAACAAAAAGUGAUUUUUUUAUUUUUUAUUUCUACGACCAAACGCCUGCUAAAAAAGAAUUUUGCACUAUUUAAUUACCAAGAAAGGUUAAACCCUUCUCUCUCUUUCUGUUUUUCAUUCUGUUUGUGCCCUUUACUUUGACCAGAAUUACAGACUAGAUGAAGAUUGAUGAAGGUUUCAUGGGCUUAUGUGACUAUGAGGCAGGAUUGGAAAUUAAAUCAGAGGAUGAAGCUUGUCCACUUUUCCCUGAUCCGAAUCUUAUGAAUAAUCUCAGAGUUAGUGAUAAUUUAGUCAACAGUAAUGCUGACAUUAGUCCAUUUCAAUCUGUUGUGGAACUAUAUACUGAAGCUCGUUCAUUUUUCCCUGAUCCGAACCUGAUUAACAAUCUCAGAGUUGGUGAUAAUUUAGUCAACAGGAAUGUUGACAUUAGUCCAUUUCAAUCUGUUACGGAACCAAACACUGAAGCCCGUUCAUUUUUCCCUGAUCCGAAUCUGAUUAAUAAUCUCCGAGUUAGUGAUAAUUUAGUCGACAGCAAUGUUGGCAUCAGUCAAUUUCAAUCUGAUGUGGAACCAAAUGCUUUUGUCCCAUCGACUGCAGAUGAUGCCUUUCACGAGGAUUAUGAUUUCAGUGAUGUGGUGCUUAAGUAUAUAAAUCAAAUGCUUAUGGAAGAGGACAUUGAAGAAAAGAAUUGCAUGUUUCAAGAGCCUGCAGCUCUUCAAGCUGCUGAAAGAUUGUUUUAUGAUCUUAUCGGACAGAAGUACCCUCCUCCCCAAAAUCACGAGAAACCAUCCAAUUUAGGUCAGAAUGGACAUUAUACUGACCAUAGCAGUUUUUCCUAUAGUGAAAAUGAUGGUAGUGAUGACGUGUCACGUGUGCCUCAUGUUACUGAUGGUGUUGCUUUGCAUUCAACUUCUCGUUCAUCCUAUAGUUCAUCUGGCAAUUUAGGUCAACAUGGACAUUAUACUGCGGACCAUAGCAAUUUUUACUGUAGCAGAAAUGAUGGUCGUAGUGAUGGCUUAUUAUGCCCAAAUUGGAAUCUUGAUCUCGGUGAGGAUGAUGUGUCACAUGUUUCCGAUGAUGUUACUUUGCAUUCAACUUCUCGGUCGUCCUACUGUUCGUCAGGUACUAUCACGGAUGUGCAUGUGGAUUCUCCUGUGAGCACAGAAAGGGUUCCCGACAUAUUUAGCGACAGAGAGUCUAUUAUGCAGUUUAAGAAAGGGGUGGAGGAGGCAAGUAAGUUCCUUCCUACGGGCAAUAGCUUGCUUGCUGAUGUGAGAUAUAAUGUAGCGGGAAAGGAGCAGUAUGAAGAGAGAAAAGAUGCAGUACUAAAGUAUGGGCAAAAACAAUCUCCCGAAAGGUCGAGAGGGAAGAAAAAUACCCUUCAUGAAGAUGUAGUAGAUUCAACAGAAGGGAAAAAUAACAAGCAAUCUGCAGUGUUUUCUGAAUCAAUUGUUCGAUCAGAAAUGUUUGAUAGCGUGCUGUUAUGCAGUGCAGGAAAAAAUGAAUCUGCUCUUCGUGAGACCUUUCAGGCUAUAUCAAGGCAAAAUGCAUUAGAGAAUGGCCCUUCAAAGGGAUCUAAUGGCAAGAAGUUACAAGGAAAGAAAAAAAGGGGUAAAAGAGAUGUAGUAGACUUGAGAACACUCCUGACAAAUUGUGCACAAGCUGUUGCUGCAGGUAAUCAAAGAACAGCAAAUGAGCUUCUGAAGCAGAUCAGGCAAAGUUCUUCUCCUUUGGGUGAUGGGAUGCAGAGGCUGGCCCAUUAUUUCGCUGAUGGGCUUGAAGCCCGGAUGGCUGGUUCCGGUACUCAUAUUUAUAAAGCCCUUAUUACACGGCCCGUAUCAGCAUCUGACGUAUUGAAAGCUUACCACCUACUGCUUGCUGCCUGCCCGUUUCGGACGAUGUCUAGCUUUUUCUCGAAUAAGACAAUUAUGAAUCUAGCUGAAAAGGCUUCGACAGUACAUAUUAUAGAUAUUGGCAUUAUGUGGGGUUUCCAAUGGCCUGGUCUAAUACAACGUCUCUCUUCUAGACUAGGUGGACCCCCCAAGCUUCGUAUAACCGGGAUUGAUUUUCCGCAUCCUGGUUUCCGACCAGCAGAGAGAGUUGAGGAAACGGGGAGACGGUUAGCUAAUUAUGCUGAGAGCUUCAAUGUUCCUUUCGAGUUCAAUGCUAUAGCGCAGAAGUGGGAAACGGUUAAACUUGAGGAUCUUAAGAUCAAUAAGGGUGAGGUUCUUGUGGUAAACUGUCUGUACCGUUUUAGGAAUCUACUUGAUGAGACUGUGGUGGUGAAUAAUCCAAGAGAUGUUGUUCUGAAUCUUAUCAGGCAGUUGAAUCCAGAUGUUUUCAUACAGGGGAUUGUAAAUGGUGGUUAUAAUGCCCCAUUCUUUAUCUCACGAUUCCGCGAGGCUAUUUUUCACUACUCGUCGUUGUUUGAUAUGCUUGAUGCUAUUAUUCCCCGGGAAGUACAUGAGAGAAUGCUGGUUGAAAAGAAUAUACUUGGUCGGGAGGCAAUGAAUGUCAUCGCGUGCGAAGGUGCUGAGAGAAUUGAGAGGCCAGAAACAUACAAGCAGUGGCAAGUCCGAAUUAUGAAGGCUGGUUUUCGACAGCUUCCUUUGGAUGAGGAGAUCAUGAGAAUGACAACAGAACGGUUCAAGGUGUUUGACAAGAACUUCGUGAUUGAUGUAGAUAGUGAAUGGCUACUGCAGGGAUGGAAGGGUCGUAUCGGAUAUGCACUUUCAACAUGGAAGGCAGCUUAUUAAAUUUGUUUACGUUCAGCAGCCAUGAUAUCUCUCUGCCCCUUGUAAACAAUGAGCUGAUGAAUGGUAUUCACUUUUCCAAGUGCUAGUUAUUCAUUUAUCUAGCUACCUUUUUUCUAGUGCCAAUGCAUCAAAUUGUCAAUUUUUCUAGUGUUAAUUUGACAAGUGCAACCGUGAAUGGCUGAAUGCUAUGUUAAUAUCACUGCUUUGCUUAUAGAGGAAUGAUAAUGAUUUUGGAGCA